GCGCUCGACACGAACGGGUCGAAAGGCAAAGUUGAAAUUGAAGAAGGAGCAGCAAAAUCAGUGCGAACAUGGUGGUGAUGAAGCAGCAGAGUGGUCAGGGUAGUGAGGCCUCCGUGGACCCCAGUGGCCGCGUGAACAAAGUGAAAACGCGUACGCCCGAGAACGAGGAGAUCCACGUUUACCUGUCCAAGCUGAAGGAGUUGGUGCCGUACGUGCCCCGAAACCGCAAACUGUCCAAACUCGAGGUCAUCCAUCACGUCAUCGACUACAUCUGCGACCUGCAGAACGCCCUCGACACGCACCACCCCGGCCUCUCCACCGUGGCCGCGGUGGCCGCCGCCAACUCGACGGCCCCCAGCGCCGCCCCCGCCGCCCCCGGCGCGGCAGCCGCCUCCAGACAACCUCUCGGCGUCAUCCCGCCCAACACCUGCACCGAACCCUCCUUGUCCUUAAUGAACCAGACGACGUCGCACAGUGAAAAGGCGUCCUCCUCGGACAACCAGAUGGUCACCUGUUAAACCGCCCCUGGAGAGAAUUAUUUCAGCCCCAUCCCUCUCUCUCAACCGACCUGACCACCUUCAGAGCAUUUAUUAGCGUUUAAGUUGGAGUCGAAACUACUCCCGUUCUCAUUCCACAUCUCUAUAUAUGCGUUUCUGCAUCAGGGACCCAUAUAAAUGUAUUUUUUAUUUGCAUAGACUGCUGCAUGAGUUUAAUAAGUUAUUCGAAGAAUGCCAGUUGAACAGAUUUCAUAUAUUAUACUGCUUUUGGUUUUUCAUCAUGCGAGUGUACAAAAACCGACUAACCAUUCACACACACCUUGUUUACGAGCGAUGAGGAAUUAUUAAUUGUUGCAUCAUUAUUUAUUGUUUAUUGUCUGUGAUGUUUUAGUUUUGUACAUAAUAUCUCGAGUAUAUAAUAUAAUUAUUAUAAAAAUGGCAUUAUUGAUAGUGCAAUCUAAUGUGUAAUUAAUGAACAUAGAUCAAGAGAAGAAAAUUACCGAAGGAAAAAUAAUUGAGAAAUGAAUAGAAAAAAUAAAAACACUGAAAAAAAUUUUAAACAU
Neocloeon triangulifer is the source of this 1060-nucleotide messenger RNA. RefSeq names its product protein extra-macrochaetae (gene emc). Lineage: Eukaryota; Metazoa; Arthropoda; Insecta; Ephemeroptera; Baetidae. The record is from RefSeq and is a predicted model, not a curated record. The transcript has 2 exons. Gene Ontology annotation, cellular component: nucleus; cytoplasm. The coding region runs from base 69 to 518 and encodes 149 amino acids. Gene Ontology annotation, molecular function: transcription regulator activity; protein dimerization activity. Gene Ontology annotation, biological process: negative regulation of transcription by RNA polymerase II; circadian regulation of gene expression; cell differentiation.